AUGGAUGUCCACCUUUUGUUAAAGCAAGAUCCAUCUUCUGGGGAUUCCCCCAUCUUUCAAAGGUCGGAAGAUGAGAAUCAGAUUAUAUUUCAAAAAUUUAACACCAAGUUUGACUUCAAGUCUAUUUCUUAUCCCGAGGAGAAUGUUUUCGAGAAGACGACCCUACCGUUAAUAACGGACAAAUUUUUCAAAAAUGAAGACUCUCUAAUAAUUACCUUAGGUCCCACUAAUUCUGGUAAAAGUCACCUUCUGUUCAAAAGCGAAAAUUCUAUAGUAGAUCAAACUUUAAGAGCCAUAUUCUCUCAAAUUGAGCCUUUAUCGAGUAAUAUCGAUCUAUUGAAAAAAUUCUAUCCUAACAUUUCUGACAAGACGUUACUGGAUCCUUCCCAUGAAUCAUCCAUUAGUUCUUUUCUGUAUCUGAGUGUUUCUGUUUUUGAAUUAUACAAUGACACAUUUAUGGACCUUUUAGACACGGGAAUGAAACAAGAUAGAACAAACAUCAGUAUCAUUACUGAUCCAAUCGAUAAGAAGUUAACGCCUAGGAAUAUUUCAAAGCAUUUAGUCAAUAGUUAUGAGUCAGCUCAUGACUUAAUAUUUGAAGGUUUGAGUAACAGAAAAACUUGCCCAACCUUCUCGAAUACUGAAUCUUCUAGAUCACACUGUUUCAUCUAUUUUAACCUUCAUAAAGUUUACGGUAAAAUGAUUGAAACAACUAGGUUUACUAUAGUAGACCUUGCAGGCUUGGAGAGAUCAAAAUCAGCUGGAACUUCAGGUGUAGCUCUGAAAGAAGCAGGCUAUACUAACGGUUCGCUAACGGAAUUAGGACGUUGCCUAGAAUUGAUAUCAAUGAAACUAUUUCAUAGGACCUGUCUAAGAACCAAUAAAUUAACAAGGUUAGUCCUUAACGAUUAUGUUAAAAAUAACCAUCCAGUAAGGAUUUUAUUGACUUUAGAUCCUUUUGGUGAGGAAGGUCUAGUUUUACAAUCACUUAGAUACAUCAACCCCAUCAAGUGUCAAGAUCUGCAGAGAAGAACCACAUCUUCGCAAAAAGCCAGAUUAAGAACCAUUUCGACAAAUGAGCAGCUUGGCCUAACUGGUGAAAUAGAUAAACUAAGAAAAAAUCAAAAGCUGUUAAAAAGCAAAAUCCACUCACUUGAAACCUCAGUCAUAGAGAAUGAGAACAGAAUCAGAAGCGAAAUGUAUACUGAAAAUGAGAAAGCUCUCUCGGAACUUGUUAUUAAACAUAAGGAAGAGAUCAGUUCAUUAGCCGAAAACCUUAAAAAGCAGACUGACGAAAAAUUGCUAGAUCAAGCGUCUUGCUACACUUCUACCAUCGAUUCCCUUAACAACAAUCUUGAAUUUAAGAUUCAGGAAUUAAGUAGCCUCAAGGAACAGUUUGAAGAGACUAAGCUGAAAUUGGAAGAAUCACAAUGUCAAAUGGAAACAUUGACAUUGGAGAAUUGUGAGAACGAAAAGAAUUUCAAUUCAACACUAAACCAGCACCAGACACAACUUGAAGAGCUGAAUGUGGUGAAUGAGAAAUUACAGUCUAAGAUUGAUUUGCUUCUUUCUGAAGCCAUCGAAAAGGAAAAAUUACAUGUGAAGGAUACAGAGUUGCGAGUGGAACAACAAAAUCAAAUUGUAGAAGAACUAAAUCAAAAAAUCGAAGAAUACGUCUCAACUGUCAAAAAGCAGGAGUCUAAUCUUGGCAUUCUUCAGAAUAAAACUCUUGAGAAAGAAUCAAGAAUUAAUCAGCUUGAUGAAGAGGCAAGGGAACUAAAAGACCAAAUUCAGACCCUUAUGAAUGAAGCAUCAGAAAAGGAAAAAUUCAUACAGUCGAUGGAGAAGGAAUUGGAGAAUUUGAAGCAAGAAAAAACUGAAGUAACAAUCGAAGCCGAACGUAAGGUCAACGCGCUUAAGAGCAAAUAUGAUGAAAUACUGUCAUCAGCUAGGAGUGAUUAUGAGAAUCUGAAAAGAGAGUUGGAUGACAAAACACAGGAACUAGUGGCAGUUAAUUCAAAUUUUUCAUCCGAAAAAGAAAACUUUAAAAAUAUACUGGAGGAUAAAGACAAAGAAAUUAAGUCACUCAAAAUAAAUCUUAGCCAACUUGAGGCAGAGGUGAGAUCAAAAACAGAAGAUUUCUCAAAGAAAUUGUCGGAAAAAGAUCUCGAGGUUGUUUCAUGGAAAAACAUAAAAACUAAAAACGACACAAUCGUUCAGCAAAUGGUUGAUAGGACCAAGAGAUUAGAAAAUCAAGUCAACGAAAGCACUAGCUAUAUUAAGCAACUUGAGGAGAGUAAUUCGGAAUAUAAAAAAAGUGUAACCGCUACGAAAAAGCAACUGGAUGAACUCAUUAUGUCUACUGAUUCUCUUCAAGAAGAAUUGGCAGAAAAAUCUAACGAGUUGAAGUUAACCUUAGCACUAAAGAAGACUGUCGAUAAUGAACUGAGCCGAUUACAACUAUUAUGUUCUGAUCUUCAAAGUGAUUUGGAAUCUACAAGUAAAUAUCAUGAUAAGUAUAAGAGUCUGAAAAGGGAUUAUUCGUCAAUUAAGACUGAAGCCAUUAAAUUAGAAACUGAAAAUAAAAGGGUCAAGGACGAGCUUGCAAGCAAAGAAUACGAGUUGUCCGAUAAUAUUAGCAAAGUCAAACAGCUAACCAAAACAGUUGAAAACCUUGAGAAAAAUAGAGAUGUUUCUUUGAAGCAACCUAAGACGGAUUUAGAUGUUGCAUUGUCUCUCUCAAAGGAAGAGUCAAUAAACAAAACUCCUCGUAAGUCUUUGAAUAUUUUAGAUACGGAUCCGUUAGAUGAUGUUGGGCUCCCAUCAAUUAUGUCAUCUCCUAUAAGGGCCUCAUCGUUUAAGAUCUAUAAUGAUUCCAUUACUGAUAAGGAUAACACAGUAACUAUUGGCAAUGUCACCUCCAAAAAGAAAUCAAAAGCAAAAAAACUUAGUAAGAAAGACAAACUAUUAGAGCAUAAGGCAGAACAUGAGAAGUCUAUGGAAGACUCCGUGAUAGAUUCCAGCUUGAGCCCUACUAAGCUACGGCCUUUGAAACUGACUAAUAAUUCCAAACUAAACAAGAAGACUUUGGAGAGUCCUGGAAAUGAUAAAACCAAGAAACGAAAAUCGACAACUUCGCCUAUAAAACCCGGAAAAAGGAAGGUCAGAAAGAGCCUAAGUGUUGAUGAUUCCCUUGAAAAGGCUGUUGUCUGA
Pichia kudriavzevii is the source of this 3213-nucleotide messenger RNA. RefSeq lists its product as uncharacterized. The transcript has a single exon. Gene Ontology annotation, cellular component: kinesin complex; microtubule. The coding region runs from base 1 to 3213 and encodes 1070 amino acids. Gene Ontology annotation, molecular function: microtubule motor activity; ATP binding; ATP hydrolysis activity. Lineage: Eukaryota; Fungi; Ascomycota; Pichiomycetes; Pichiales; Pichiaceae. Gene Ontology annotation, biological process: microtubule-based movement. The record is from RefSeq and is a predicted model, not a curated record.